AGCUAAGUUCAUUACAAUGAUAUUAUAUCCGACAACAAAAUAGAAAAGGAAAAAAAAACCUAAGAGAGAAGGAAAGGCUCAUAGAAUGACGGUGUAUAGAGCUAGUAUACCCUAUCAUUUUCAACGACUUGACGUCCAAGCAACCCUUCUCAUAUUUUUGUAGAAAAACUCCACUAUUAUACGCUUUUCCAUACUUCUUUCUCUCUCCAAAAACCAGCUCAUAAACAAACCGCAGCAAAAUCAAAUUUCUUCCUCCAUUAAAAUCAUUUCCUUAUCUUUCAAACCCAUAUUUUACUUCUUUCAAUUUUCCCUCUUUUUUCUACUUUUACUUCAAAACUUCCCUUACAAAAAAAAAAAAAAAAAAAAAAAAACCACCCUUUAUAAAAAUCUGUUCUUUAAACUGCACUUUUUCUGGGUUUAUCUUCUACUUAAGUGGGUAGUUAUCAUCUUCUUCAAAAUUGCUUCAGUUUUUUUUCCUGAUUAAAAUUUUGAAGCAAAUAAAAAAGGGAUGAAAUGACAUGGUGCAACAUUAAUAACCCUUCUACUAGCAGUAAUAUUAAUAUUAAUAUCAACAACAAUGAUCAUACUAAUAUCCCAAUUAUUGAAAGUGGAAUAAACUCCAAAAUUAAUCCAAUUCAUACCAUUUCUUGUCCUUCAUGUGGUCAUCAUAUUCCUCUUCAAGACAAGGCAGGAGGAAUAAAUGAUUUACCUGGGUUACCAGCAGGAGUGAAGUUUGAUCCAACUGACCCAGAAAUUUUGGGACACUUAGAAGCUAAAGUAAAGUCUGAUUUUAGUAGAUUACAUCCUCUACUCGAUGAAUUUAUACCCACAAUUGAGGGUGAAAAUGGAAUUUGUUAUUCUCAUCCUGAGAAAUUACCAGGUGUGACCAAAGAUGGUGUAAUGCGACAUUUCUUUCACUGUCCAUCAAAGGCAUACACAACAGGAACAAGAAAGCGAAGGAAGGUGCACACGGAUGAAGACGGAGGCGAAACAAGAUGGCAUAAGACAGGCAAAACUCGGCCUAUACUUAUCAAUGGCUCAGUAAAGGGAUUCAAGAAGAUAUUGGUAUUGUACACUAACUAUGGAAGGCAAAGAAAGCCAGAAAAAACUAGCUGGGUAAUGCAUCAAUAUCACCUUGGUGAAAAUGAGGAAGAAAAAGAUGGUGAAUUUGUGCUUUCAAAGGUGUUCUACCAAACACAACCUAGACAAUGUGGUUCAACCAUCAAAGAAUUACCUCAAGAGAAAGUACAUCAUCCUCCAUUGAUGAAAACCCCCCUCAAUUAUUACCACCCAUCUUACCUAUCUUAUGAUCAUCAUCAUAAUCAUCAUUCUAAUGUUUUGGCUGACCAAAAUAGAGAAAGCCCACCUCAGUUGAUCCCUAAUUUGAUACUGCAAGGUGAUGGGUCGUCGUUGUUUUCGAUUGCUGCUCCUAGAAAAUAAUCAUGAGAACCUAUGUUGCUCAGACUCGGUACCCAUGUCCGACACGGGUACGUGUCCAAGUGUCCGACUCGGCUAUUUUUUUGGAAUUUUUUCUAUUUUUUAGCCCAAAACAAAUGUCGAAGUGUCCCACCCAUGUCCGAGUGUCGAGGAUUCGACACGGGUACUUGAGGUGAAAUGAAGAGUCCGAGCAACAUAAAUGAGAAUUGUACUUGGAAGUAAGGUACAUUACAUACAGACAUACAGUACUAUACAGAAGACUAGAACAAAUAAGGACUUUUUUUCUUUUGGUGCUAACGAGCGACUAAAUGCAGUGAUGUAGAUGGGAUACGAUACUAGGUCUUGGGCACGUACUAUCUCCACAAGAAUUCACCAUCUAAGCUAGAUGACAUCGAUCCACACAAAUAACGACUUAUUUGGUGAUGAAAAAGGUGGAUAUUAUUUGGUUGAAUAUUCAAGGAUUGUUGGAAAAUUGUUACUUUUCAUGGAGGAAUUUGUGCUGCAAGAGGCCAUGCAGGAAGAAGUAGAAAUCAUCUGUGCACCUGCUAUAUAUGUUGAUGCACUAUUAUCAAUUUACUGAUUAACACACUUUUUUUUUCUUCUUAGGAUUAGGAAGCAUGAGAUGGCAUUUAUUGGUUAAAGCUGUAUAGAUAUUAUAAAUUUUCAGUGUGCAUGGGAUCUGUAGGUUAUACUCAGAUUAGCAGGAUUGAUGAAAGAUCUUAGGUUAGUUCUUCUUUGUAGUAUUUUUUUUUUUUUCUUUUACACACUUCGAGGGGAAGUGAAUAUUCUACUAGUUCACACAAGGUUUUCUUGUGGGCCAAGAUGACAAAAGAGGGGCAUUUAUGCCAAAAGAGAAGAUUCAAAGUAGGCAAUUUUUUUUUUUUUAACAAAAAGUAUAUCCAAAUAAAGAAGGUGGGUGAGAUAAAAAAAUAUAAAUAUAUAUUAUUAUAAAGAGUGUAUUAUUUUGUUUGUUCAAUCUAUUAAUUGAACGUUUCGGGAAUAAAUAAAUGAUAUUAAUUUUUUCUGUA
Messenger RNA from Beta vulgaris subsp. vulgaris (sugar beet), 2465 nucleotides. Its product is annotated as NAC domain-containing protein 10. The coding region runs from base 514 to 1440 and encodes 308 amino acids. Gene Ontology annotation, cellular component: nucleus. Gene Ontology annotation, biological process: regulation of DNA-templated transcription. The transcript is spliced from 3 exons. Gene Ontology annotation, molecular function: DNA-binding transcription factor activity; transcription cis-regulatory region binding. Lineage: Eukaryota; Viridiplantae; Streptophyta; Magnoliopsida; Caryophyllales; Amaranthaceae. The record is from RefSeq and is a predicted model, not a curated record.